CGCAAACAUCGCGGAAAGAUCUCUGGCGGUUCCCCGGGAGGUUCGGUAUAUUGCCGUCGCGAUAGAUCGAAUCAGUUCGCGAGCACCGCGCACGCGUUUUUCAUUUGUAAUGAUAAUCGCGAUAAAAAAUUCCAGCGAUCGGACUAGUUUUCGAACAAGCGUUGGAAGAGGAAGACAACGAUCGACCGAUUCCCUGCUGGAGCGAUGACGGACGGAAGAGGCAACGGCAAAAUCCCGACGAUAAGUGCUAGAUGCGACAAUGUCAACGUCGACGGAGCUGAGGAUCUCAAGAAGGCGAUAUCGGCGACAGGCUACGGAACUUUAAAUGUGCUGCUGCUGGUGGCAGCUCUGCCAGCCGCUUGGGCCGGAAUCUUCGACACAACCACGACUGCCUUCAUUUUAGCCUCCGCCGAGUGCGAUCUGCAACUCACGUUCUUCCGUAAAGGCGUUUUGUUGGCUAUUCCAUUUGUAGGCAUGACACUGACCAGCUUUUUAUGGGACCACAUAAUACCGUACGUCGGAAUAAGGAAUCUUUUCGUCGUCGGGCUUCUGGCAGACACAGUUCUGAACGUGCUCAGUACCGUUGUCGACUCGUACUACGCGUUCCUGGCGAUCAAACUCCUGUGCGGCGUUCUCGUCGGCGGCCCGUUUUCGAUGGUGAUGACUUACUUGUCCGAAUUUCAUUCGGCACAGUACAAAGCGGGCUUCACCAGGUGGGCGGGACUCCUCGUGAACGUGGGCAUCAUAAUUCCGGCGGUCGUAGCGUUUCUGGUCUUGCCUCUGCCUCUGACGGUCGAGAUAUUCGAUCGACGAUACAACAGCUGGCGAAUCUACUUGCUGAUCUGCACGACGGUGCCGUUGAUCGGUCUCCUCACGGCCAGCACUUUGCCGCAAACUCCAAAGUACCUCGUGGAAAUCGGCAGGCCCGACGAAGCGCUGAAGUUGUUGCGAACGAUGUACUCUGUCAACAGGUGGGAGUCGGCCGAUACCUUUCCGAUAAAAACGCUCUUCGCGCGGCAGAAUGUGCAGCUAUCGCGGUGGUCCUUAUUCAAGGAGAAUUCCGAAAAACUACUGCACGCCUGCUACAACGCCAAACAGCUAUUCUCCGGGCCGUAUUUGCGCCCCGUUUCUCUCCUCAGUUUCCUCCAAUUUGGUAGCAUGCUGGCAUUUAACACGAUGAGACUAUGGGUGCCGCACAUGUUCAUGAUUCUGAGCAAUUUCGACGUCGAGAGGUGGACCGAAGAUCGGCCGCCAACCAUGAUCGAGAUGCUGGACCCUCGAAAAACCGUGCCAGCCAGAGAUUAUUUGAGCUGUCCGGAUUUCGAUGAUAUUUGCAUGACGUGGAAAAUCAACGGGGCGGUGUAUCAAAAGUCUGCCAUGAUCGCGACGUCGGCGGUGGUCUCCGGGUUUCUCUCCGGAUUGAUAGCUACCACCAAUUUUCGAAAAAAGAUGUUAUUACUGGCUGGUUUCCUCGUAGCGAUGGUAAGCAGUUUUGGAGCGAAUUGGGCACAGGCUCCUCUCUACAUGCUGCUACUGUGUAUCGCCGUUAUCGUCACGACGAGAGUAACGGGUAAUAUCGUCACCGCCAUGAACACCGACGUAAUUCCUACCCUGCUAAGAUCCACCAAUCUUAGCAUCCUGACAGCCGUUGGGAACAUAGGAGCUAUUCUAGGGAAUUUAAUAUUUUCCGCGCUAUUGGGAUUGGACAGCGUCGUUGCAUUCCUGGGCCUGGGUUGCCUGUUGCUUGCCUGCUUUUGCCUGUCCUUCUUGCAACCGGGACCCGUGAAGCCGUCGCCGAAAACUAUCGAUCAGCCUAGUGUGUGAUAUGCCAACGAACAAGACGAGAAUAACUACAUGGCCGAAGCCUACGAGCUGCGCGAACAAACUCGCAGUCUUCCAUUCACCGUAUCCUAGAACCUGUCGCGAGUCGGAGUACAACAACCUGCUUGCGAGUUCCAGAUACGUUACUCGCCUCGCGCUACUACAGCCAUUGUAAUUCAUUUUUAUGU
This is a messenger RNA of Colletes gigas, 2009 nucleotides long. Its product is annotated as synaptic vesicle glycoprotein 2A-like. Gene Ontology annotation, molecular function: transmembrane transporter activity. Gene Ontology annotation, cellular component: membrane. The coding region runs from base 205 to 1824 and encodes 539 amino acids. The transcript is spliced from 13 exons. The record is from RefSeq and is a predicted model, not a curated record. Gene Ontology annotation, biological process: transmembrane transport. Lineage: Eukaryota; Metazoa; Arthropoda; Insecta; Hymenoptera; Colletidae.